Molecule: messenger RNA, 5493 nt
Organism: Drosophila ficusphila
Lineage: Eukaryota; Metazoa; Arthropoda; Insecta; Diptera; Drosophilidae
Gene: clu
Product: protein clueless
Biological process (GO): intracellular distribution of mitochondria
Cellular component (GO): cytoplasm
Molecular function (GO): protein binding; mRNA binding
Source: RefSeq, a predicted model, not a curated record
CUUUCUAAAACUUUCAGCCGGUGGCCACACUCUCAGCCGUCAACAACAUAACGCGUUUUUUCUAGCGGAUCGGCCGAACUAUAUUCUUGAUAAGUAAUGUGCUGAAAAGAACAGAACUACCAAAGACCCACUUGUCAUAGAUGCAUACGAGAUCGAGAUCGUUAGCCAAACAAAAAUCACGUUCGCAAACGACCAGAAAAACACUUGAAAUUGAACCGAAAUCCCGAACUCGGCAAGCGGUUAGAGUUGUGUAACACGGACGGACGGGCCACGAGAAGAAGAAACGUGAACUAGAACUUUGAGUCUCUCCGCUGGUUGUGUCAAAUCGAGUUGCAGGUGAAAAAGAAGUUGAUAUCAUGGCGCUCGAAACGGAACCGAAGAAUUCAAAUGCAACGUCCGCGGGUGAUGCUACAACAACGACGAAGACCAGCGGCAAGGCCAAGGAGAACAACAACACAGCCGGCAGCAAAAAGAAUCAGAAUCCGAAUCAGCAGAAUCAGAACUUGGUCAAUGGCAAUGGCACGGCUGCCGACGGUUUGGCUGCGAAGAAGAAAGGCAAGAAGAACCGCAACAAAAGCCCGCCCGAACCCACUGCCGAACAUGUGGGGGCCGCUCUGAGCAACGGACAUGCCGAGAAGCCAACUGCCGAGGAAGCGGGUAAGGCUGAAGUCGAUCCCAAUGCGAAUUUGGAGAAACCGGAGGGCGGAGCGGCGCCACAGGCUGAGGCGGAGGGAGAGGACAUCGAUCUAGACGCCCUCCAUGACGUCGGCAUCACGGUGAAUAUCAGCAGUCCCGGCGCAGAUCUGCUCUGCGUGCAGCUAUCGAGCAUGGAGCUGGUGCAGGAAAUCCACCAGCUGCUCAUGGACCGCGAGGAGACCUGCCACCGCACCUGUUUCUCUCUGCAGCUAGACAACGUGACGCUGGACAAUUUCGCUGAGCUGAAGACAAUCGAAAACCUGGAGCAGGGAUCUACUAUUAAAGUGGUGGAGGAGCCGUACACCAUGAGGGAGGCCCGUAUCCACGUGCGUCAUGUUCGCGACCUUCUCAAACACCUUGAUCCUGCGGACGCCUACAACGGUAUUGACUGCACCUCACUGACCUACUUAAACACGAUCACCCAGGGCGAUUUGUUGGACAAAAAGAAGACGCGACCGGAUUCGGUAGAUUGCACCCCACCAGAGUAUGUGACUCCGGGAGUGAACGAGCCGCCACUUCUACCACUGCAUCCAAAUGUAAAGAACGCAAAGGGACCGCAGGCUCUCAAGGUACUCACCACAUCCGCCUGGAACCCGCCGCCCGGCCCUCGCAAGCUGCACGGCGACCUCAUGUAUCUGUACGUCGUCACCAUGGAGGAGAAGCGCUUCCACAUCUCGGCCUGCUCCAAAGGGUUCUACAUCAACCAGUCAACGGACGACACCUUCAACCCCAAGCCCGACAAUCCCAGCCACCUCAGCCACUCGCUGAUCGAUCUGCUCUCCCACAUAUCGCCAUCGUUCCGACGUGCCUUCCAGACUAUCCAGAAGCGGCGCACCAUGCGCCAUGCCUUCGAGCGGGUCGCCACGCCCUACCAGGUGUACCAGUGGGCAUCGCCCACUCUUGAGCACACCGUAGACGCCAUUCGCGCUGAGGAUGCUUUCAGCUCCAAGUUGGGCUAUGAGGAGCACAUCCCUGGACAGACGCGCGACUGGAACGAAGAGCUGCAGACGACGCGGGAACUGCCACGUAAAACACUGCCAGAGCGCUUGCUGCGCGAGCGCGCCAUAUUCAAGGUGCACGGAGACUUCGUGACCGCCGCCACGAGAGGCGCCAUGGCCGUUAUUGACGGCAACGUGCUGGCCAUCAAUCCCGGCGAGGAUUCCAAAAUGCAGAUGUUCAUCUGGAACAACAUAUUCUUCUCGCUGGGUUUCGAUGUAAGGGACCACUACAAGGAGUUGGGCGGCGACGCAGCUGCAUUUGUUGCCCCGCGAUAUGAUCUUCAUGGUGUGCGGGUCUACAAUGCCGUAGAUGUGGAAGGAUUGUACACACUGGGAACCGUGGUAAUUGAUUACCGCGGAUAUCGCGUGACCGCUCAGUCUAUCAUCCCAGGAAUUCUCGAACGGGAGCAGGAGCAGAGCGUGGUCUAUGGGUCCAUCGAUUUUGGCAAGACGGUGCUGAGUCAUCCCAAGUACUUGGAACUUCUUCGACAGGCAGGAAAACAUCUGAAGAUCCUGCCGCAUGCGGUGCUGAAUGAGCGGGAUGAGCCCGUGGAGCUGUGCUCCUCGGUAGAGUGCAAGGGCAUCAUCGGCAACGAUGGCCGGCACUACAUCCUCGACCUUUUGCGCACCUUCCCGCCAGACGUCAACUUCCUGAAGCUGCAGGACGUGCAAAUAAGCAAGGAACUGGUCGAUAUGGGUUUCCCCAUCGAGCAUCGCCACAAGCUGUGCUGCCUGCGACAGGAACUGCUCGAGGCGUUCAUCGAGGACCGCUAUGUGAGCUUCAUCCGGAUUGCCGCCGUGCACCUGCAGCAGCUCAAUGCCAAAAAGCAGACUGAAAAGGCUGAGGAGAAGCCAGUUCCCGCUUUGGAGGGCGCAGAGGCGGAAGCUAAGACAAACGGUGCAGAGGAAUCUGAAAGCAAAGAGGAGAAGAUGGAAGAGAAGGAGGAGAAGUCGCAGCCCUCUACCGGCGACACAAAGACCGCCGAGGCCAUGGUGAACGCCAUCCGGGAGGCGCAGUCCAACGUUGCCACUUCCAACGAGGUGCAAGCCGCCGAGGUAGUUAAACGAGCCUGCGCCGCCGUCGGAUCGCUGAAGGAAAAAGAGUUCGACUUCCGCUUCAACCCCGACGUGUUCUCGCCCGGCAUUCGGCACGUCGACGGCGAGGAGGGCACCUGCAGCUCGCUGGCCAAGCAGAAGGUUCUCGUACAGGAAGCCGCCGAAUUUCUGGUCCUUAAGCAGAUACCCGCCUUUAUCAAGGAGCACCUGGCCCACUCCUCGCCGCCAAUCGAUGGCCAGAGCCUGACCGAAUCCCUACACAGUCACGGCAUAAACGUGCGCUACCUGGGCAAGGUUAUCAAGAUGCUGGGCCAGAUGCCGCGUAUGGACUACCUGUACAGGAUCGCUAUCCUCGAACUGAUCGUGCGGGCCACCAAACACAUCUACUACACCUACAUGCAGAACACAGAGCCUCUGCACCUGUCCGCCGCCAUCAGCCACUUCCUCAACUGUUUGCUGACCAACGGACCAGUCAAUCCGGCUGUGAGCAGUGAGGAGGCGCACAAAAAACGCACCAAUGGCGGCAAGCACAACAAGCACAAGUCAUCCAAGGGCGGCAAGGGUCAGCAGCAGCAACAGGCGGUUGGCAACCAGAACGGCAGCUCAUCGGGCUCCUCGAAUGCCUCAUCCACCUCCGACUGGGCUCUGGUUACCCCUCGCUCGCUGUGGCAGCAAAUUCGGCGCGAGGCCAAGGCCUAUUGGGACUGGGACCUUGACUGCGACUCGAUUGAAAGUGCGGUGAGCAAGUACGGUAUUCUGAGGAUCAGCCUGCUGCGUGCCUUCUGCCUCAAGGUGGGCAUCCAGGUGCUAUUGCGCGAGUACAACUUCGAGUCCAAGCACAAGCCCACUUUCGGCGACGAUGACAUCGUCAACGUAUUCCCGGUAGUCAAGCACAUUAGCCCCCGGGCAACCGAUGCCUACAAUUUCUACACCACGGGGCAGGCCAAGAUCCAGCAGGGCAUGUUCAAGGAGGGCUACGAGCUGAUCAGCGAGGCCCUCAACUUGCUGAACAACGUUUUCGGGGCGAUGCACCAGGAGAACGGAUCUUGUCUGCGGAUGCUGGCCAGGCUCAGCUAUUUGCUGGGAGAUGCCCAGGAUGCUCUGGCCAUCCAGCAGCGGGCAGUAAUCAUGAGCGAGCGGGUGAACGGCAUUGACCACCCCUCAACCAUUUUGGAAUAUACACACUUAUCGCUCUAUUCGUUUGCCAACGGACAUGUGGGAAUGUCCCUUAAGCUGCUGUACAGAGCACGCUAUCUGAUGGUGCUCAUCUGCGGUGAAGAUCAUCCUGAGGUGGCUCUCAUCGAUAGCAACAUAAGUUUGAUUUUGCAUGCUCUGGGUGAGUACGAGCUGUCGCUGCGUUUUAUCGAGCACGCCCUGAAGCUGAACCUCAAGUACUUUGGCAACAAGGCCAUGCAUGUAGCGGUCAGCUAUCACCUGAUGGCCCGCACUCAGUCCUGCAUGGGUGACUUCCGCUCGGCUUUAAACAACGAAAAGGAAACUUACUCCAUUUACAAGUCUCAGCUUGGGGAGAAACAUGAAAAGACCAGGGAUUCGGCGGAGUGCCUGCGCCUUCUGACUCAGCAGGCUGUGCUGCUGCAGCGCAAGAUGAACGACAUCUAUUCCAGUGGCAAACUGACCAGCGACCUGCCGCCCAUCCACAUCACACCGCCCUCGAUGGGCUCCGUGCUGGAUAUGCUGAACACUAUCAAUGGCAUUCUGUUCGUGCAGAUUAGCCAAAAAGACAUUGUCAAGGUGCGCAGCGAAAUUGAGAAGCAUUUCAAGGCCAAUAGCGCCGAGAGCGAGGUAAACGAUGCCAUCAAAUCCAUUGUGGCUGCUGCCAACAACAAUGGAGAGGCGGAGGAAGGGGCCUCGAAGGACAUUAAUGAUCAGGCGGUAACAGGAUCGCAGCUAACAAACGGAGAAAGUGCCACCACCACUGAGGCAACUUCAAGUUGAACACUCCAGAGGCAAAAGUAAACAUUUGAAAUCCCAAGAAGUCACAAAAUUUGCCGCCUGUUUGUUGCACUGUGUCGCAUCGUUAACUGUAUUUUGGGACUGAGCAAAAUUUAAAAACAGCAAUGACCUAUCAACUGCAACGUCAUCAACAACUACCAACUCCGUAAUAAAACAUAAUUGUCUAUGUUUUUCUUAAAGGCUGCUCUUGUACUGCUCACACACAUCGCAUCGCGUCGUAUUUAGGAAUACGCAUAUAAGGACCUAUGCCUCUUUGUGGUAUAGGCAAAUAAAAUACUUUUAGGCUUAGUCAAGCAAACUAUCAGCUACACUAUCAAGCAUCCUAAUCUAACGGACCGAUAUCAUCACCCCGAAACCAGCUAUAAAAAAAAGUUGACUUGUUUUAAACCACAAAAAGUCGUCUAGCUCAUACAGAUAUAUGUUUUGUUAACCAUUUGCAAGCCCAUCAAAUGCCUUUUAUAGUUUAUAAUCGAUUGCACGUAAUUUUAUGAAUUGUUUUCUGUUGAAUUAACUUAACGAGUGCAACUAAAUAUUUUACAAUAACGUUAAGAUACACCCGAUUGGAAAAGAAAUCAGAGGAAUUAUUGAAUGAUUACGUUUUUGUUAUACAACUAUCAUAUAGAUAUAUAUCAGAAAAUAUAUAUUAUUCAUAUGUAAUGCAUACACUUUUGGGUCCUUGGUGUGUCAAGGUCCGCAAGAACAUUUAUUCAUACGAACAAAAUGGUUUUUUAUUAUUAAAAAGGUCGUAAAGCGAUCAAAUAAAAAUGAA